AUGCUUGAUGAGCUUCACUCGGGGCACUGUGGUGUAGUGCGAAUGAAAGAAAUGGCACGCAGCUAUUUCUGGUGGCCAAGCCUGGAUGCAGCUAUAGAAGAAAAAGCCAAGUCAUGCUCUGCCUGCCAGAAACUGAGAAACCUCCCACAGCUGGCUCCCUUGCAUCCGUGGGACUGGCCUGAGGAACCAUGGCAAAGAGUCCAUGUUGAUUUUGCUGGACCACUGGAGAACCACAUGUUCUUAGUUGUAAUUGAUGCUCAUAGCAAAUGGCCUGAGGUCGCAGUCAUGAAGAGCACCUCGUCAGAGAGAACCAUUGAAGAGUUGAGAUCCAUUUUCAGUCGUAAUGGUCUGCCACAGCAGUUGGUUAGCGACAAUGGUCCACAACUGGUGUCAGAAGAAUUUAAGGCGUUUAUGGAGGAGAAUGGUAUUCAGCACAUCAAGUCUGCGCCCUAUCAUACGGCUACAAAUGGGCUUGCGGAAAAAUUUGUACAGGCUCUGAAGAAAGCUCUGAAGUCCUCUCCAAGCACGCAAACCCUUAACAGGCGCCUCAAUGCUUUCUUGUUGGCAUAUCGAAACGCCCCUCAUGCUACCACGAAGGUGUCCCCUGCCUCAGCGAUGUUCAAGAGAUAA
Messenger RNA from Nerophis lumbriciformis (worm pipefish), 630 nucleotides. The record is from RefSeq and is a predicted model, not a curated record. NCBI's taxonomy places the organism in Eukaryota, Metazoa, Chordata, Actinopteri, Syngnathiformes, Syngnathidae.